UUUUGGCUCCGGCACUACCAUGUGACGUGGCACUGGGCAGCAGCUGCACAUAUUAUUCUGUCCCGCACUCCGUUUAUCAACGUGAUAAAUAGGCGAACCUUAACGUAAGUAUUUUUUGCGUACGCCACCAGUUUGAAAUCACCUGUUCCAAGCCUCAUCGAACCUUAACAAAUCGUCACUCGCCUCUUUUGUGGCCUUAAGCUCGGUGCUGAAACGCUUUCGUGCUGCAAAUGGAAAAAAGACCACACCGCUUUAGUGGCCACCCAGUCGCCGGCGUGAACUGGAGGACGACGUUUCUGGUCGACGAGGUGUCUGACGUGCGCAUGUGCAGCGUUUGCGCAAUCAUUCCCAAGAAGACGCUGAAACUGCCAUGUUCGCACGUUUUGUGCGAAUGCUGCUUUGCGUGCGUCUCCCAGUCUGGCAGUGGGAAGUGCCCCGAGGAUCAGAAGACAUUCACGGUGGCGGAGUGCACACCCAUAAACUUCGCCGCCAAGAAAGUGAACCGCAUAAAAGUGUACUGUUGGAAUGAACCAAUGGGCUGCAAGUUCACGGGACCCCUAGAAGACCUUCUGCAGCACUUUGAGAACGACUGCGCCUUCCACGUGCUGUAUUGCGGGACAGGAAACCACUACAUCCUGCGCAAUGAGGCUGUAGAACACAAAAUGAAUGGGUGCCCCUACCAACGUUCGUGUGUCGAGACGGAGCCCUCAGCGUCGCAAACUACUCCAGUGGCUUCUCCAGACUGCAGCGUCAAUGAGGAACACGAGAACGCGCUUGCAAUAGACGUUUACCAAGACGCUCAGCUGGCUCCACUUCAGGACCAAAUGACUCGUCUUGCUAAAAAUGUCGCGUACCAUCAAAUCUUAAUAAGGGUACUCAAUGACGGCCAAAGGAAGUCUGCACUUACUGUUAGUAAUGUCGUGACCGAGGUCGUAACCUCAGCGAUAUCUGAAACUUUUCGAAAACAGAUAAAGGGAGCAAGUUUCGAGGAUCAUAAUGCCGCGAUGUCAGCCCUGUCACCGUCUUCGGAGAAGACAGUUAUUCUUAGAAAGCUUGAGCAAUACGCCAACGUAACGCUCGGCACUGUGGAAGAGUUACGUCAGAACAUGCGACAAUUCGAUCAUGCUGCAGUAAUUGCUCAUUGUGAGCCCACGCUUCCUAGUCGCGAUAGGCUUCGUCAUUUGACUAAAUUAGAAACAGCUAACUCUCAAGUGGGUGCAGAAAUACCUAGCGUCACCUAUAAUCUGACACCUAAAAAUGCCGACGGAAGACCGUACGUUCGCUGAAGUGACCACGUGGCACAUGAGACACCUACUUUGUCGUCACUGUAAAAAAGAUUGCUGCUGAAGACGCUAUGCUUUUAGGUUUGGAGAUCGAGUUUAAUGAUUUGCGUGAAGGUUCUCAGUGGUUGCCUUCUUCUCGGUCGGUUACCGUGGUACAUCCAAACGGAAGGAGAUUCGAUAUGCUCGAAGUCCAUGACCCACCUUGUUCAUGUAAGCGCAGUCUUGAUAAACUACAUCAUGCUCACCUAUCAUUUUUGGCAGAUAUCAGUCGCCUCACGAAGGGCUUUUGCCAAUACAAGAAGAUGACGAUUGAAAUAAAGCUGGCGACAUAAUCGAGUAAACGUGCUUAAGAAUUCCGCUUCAUCAUAUUCUGAAGAGUAAUUGUCCGCUGCUUCAUCACGUAUUAAUGUUGCAUCCUAUCUUCGCGAUAUCUACUCAGGGUAAUCAAAUAAACGUGUUUUUAUCACUUGCUUGCUUACAUCUUGCUUGCUUACAUAUCACUUGCUUACUUACAUAUCGAGCAGCGUCUUUAAAAAAUUAUAGGUUUACGAGUCGGCUGUGAUCCUACGAGAAAUCGACGAACAAAAGGCAGCAGAUGCGCGCUACAACAAAGCGGUAUUGUUUCAAGGUUUCAAACUGCUCCUCUACGCACAAUUUGUCGUCAAUCGUGCACGUAGUGUGAUUGUCUUAAAAAGAGCAACAUUAUUACAGAAAAGUGGCCUCUAAUAUUAUUCACUCUCUAACUUUAUCACUGUUUUUGUAAAGGAAGAUUUUGCAGUGUUCAUUACUCAUGUAGAUUUUUACCUAUGUAUGACUAGAGCUAUGCUCACUAAAUACAAUAAUAAAAAUGCAAUACUUGAUGGUUUCCUGAAGAA
This is a messenger RNA of Rhipicephalus microplus (southern cattle tick), 2158 nucleotides long. RefSeq lists its product as uncharacterized. The record is from RefSeq and is a predicted model, not a curated record. Gene Ontology annotation, biological process: regulation of canonical NF-kappaB signal transduction. Gene Ontology annotation, cellular component: plasma membrane signaling receptor complex; cytoplasmic side of plasma membrane. Gene Ontology annotation, molecular function: tumor necrosis factor receptor binding. NCBI's taxonomy places the organism in Eukaryota, Metazoa, Arthropoda, Arachnida, Ixodida, Ixodidae.